AUGCAAUUUCUUAAGGCCGCAUAUAAAAUUAACCCACUCACUGUGAGGGGUGUUGUGGUUGCUGAGAAUAGGAUUGUUAAUGAAUUUAAUUUGGUUUUAACGGAGAUUGAUACUUCAACUUCAUUAGACAAAGUACGGGAAUAUUUAACUCGAAAUGAUUUAGUGUUAAUUGGUCGACAAAACUCAAAUUUUCGAAAUAGAUUUGAAUAUAAAAUACCAUUCGUUGAUGAAAAUGAAUAUAAAUUAAAGGAUAUCUUAGUUCCAACCGAUGGAACAGGUGAAGCUGAUAGGUCUUUUUCAUUCUUUAUUGAAAAAGACUUGACAAAACCCGGUUUUCCUGAAAUUGUGAGGAACCUUAAUCUAACUAGGGGGUAUAAAACAAAAGAUGAUGCUACUGUUCAAGCAAAUAAAAGUGCAUUCCGGAUUAAGAAUUUGCAUUUAAUGAUGGUUAUAACCCAUCAAAACCUUGAAGAAAUUGAAGAUAAUAACGGAAAGUUUCUUUGUUGUGAAAAAGGCACAAUUAGAUUAUUACCGGGAGAUUUAGAAGCGACCGAAGAAUACAUUGAAGCUAUUGAAGAUGCCUUAAAUGAAGAUAUACAUGAAGAUAGAAAAAAAGCUCUUUAUAAAGUGGGUAAUGCGUAUGGGUUUUUCUGGUCAGUUGUUUUGGGUGGGAAAUUUCAAUAUGGUGAAGAACCCGAAACAACCUAUACUAAAGAGCUGGAAAAAUUAAAACAUUUUACAAAUUGGAGAAUUAUUGACCUGCCAAUUGGAAAAUUUCAAGAUAACUCAAUUGACCAUAUUUACACUAGAAGAUAUCAAUACGACGGCGAUAAUCAAAUCGAUCAUCCAAAUUUGAAAAAUGAUGAUUACUGUAUUAUUGGAACUCCUAUAUUAAAAUGUAGGGAUAUUCCUGGGUAUAAUUUCGGAAGAUCAAAAGAUGUCAUUAGUUAUCAUUUUCGUCAACGUAAUGAUGAUAUUACACAAUUACAAUGCUAUCAUUAUGAUCUUCAAACAGAUCUAAUUUGUAAUACAUUAUUAUUUGAGGUUAAUUAUGCUAUUAUCACAAAAAACAAUCCUGAUUUUAUUGUUAAUAGCGCAACCGAGAAUGAUUGGACAUAUAGAUCCUAUAAUACAUUGCCUUUGGGUCAAAAUAGUCGUACAUUCACUGGCAAUAGCAAAAUCUCUGAAUGA
Molecule: messenger RNA, 1191 nt
Organism: Racocetra fulgida
Lineage: Eukaryota; Fungi; Glomeromycota; Glomeromycetes; Diversisporales; Gigasporaceae
Source: the annotation of a GenBank genome assembly